Salvia miltiorrhiza (redroot sage) is the source of this 1233-nucleotide messenger RNA. RefSeq lists its product as uncharacterized. NCBI's taxonomy places the organism in Eukaryota, Viridiplantae, Streptophyta, Magnoliopsida, Lamiales, Lamiaceae. The coding region runs from base 1 to 1233 and encodes 410 amino acids. The record is from RefSeq and is a predicted model, not a curated record. The transcript has 2 exons.
AUGGAGCAUCAACAUAUUGCAAAGAAAGGAAAAGGACUUAUAUCUUCUUUCUUUAAGAAACGUGAUCGUCAAGAUACUCAAGACAAUGGAGAUAGCUUGGAAUCUUCAAAUUCAACCAUGGCCGCUGGAAAUCAAACUAAUCAAUCUCCUUCACCUCCUAUGGAGCAAAAUUCAGUUACAUGUAUUGAGCGUGAUCCGGGUAAAAGGAAACAAUUGUGUGAAUAUUCUGUUAAUGCACGAGAUGAUAUAAGACGUGCAUAUCUAAAAGCUGGGCCUUAUCAACCGAAAAUGGAAGCGUAUCCUGUUAAAAAGUUUGGCACUCAAAAUCGUAACUUUCAGAAGAGAUGGUUUGAUAAGUUUCAUUGGCUGGAGUAUUCGCUUUCCACAAAUAAGGCAUAUUGUUUUUAUUGCUUUCUUUUCAUCAGUGAAGUUAAUCUGCCUGACUCUUCUGCAUUAGUCAAGGAAGGAUUUGACAAUUGGAAAAUAAUAAAUCAAGGAAAAAAUUGUGCAUUCCUUACUCAUGUUGGUUCUGCAGCUACAUCACCACAUACUAUGUGCUUAAGACGUGCAAAAGAUUUGAUGAGGCCAGUUGGGCAUAUAGACAAAGUGAUGCAUUCUCAAACGAUUAUUGAGAAGGAGAGGAAUCGACUGCGCUUGAAGACCUGGAUCACAAGCCUCCGAUGGCUUGCACUUCAAGGUUGUGCUUUUAGAGGUCAUGACGAGUCUUCAUCUUCAUCGAAUCGUGGGAAUUUUAUUGAAUUGAUGAAGGCUUUUGCAAAUAUGAAUAAGGAGGUAAACGAAGUUGUUCUUGAUAAUGCUCCGAAAAAUGCCCAAUAUAUUGCUCCAGAAAUUCAAAAAGAGCUUUUGAAUAUUAUGGCCAACAGAGUACGUCAAAUGAUUCGUGAAGAAGUUGGAGAUAAAUAUUUUUGUAUUCUUGUUGAUGAAGCACAAGAUAUCUCCAAGCAAGAGCAAAUGGCCAUUAUCUUGAGUGUUAGUGACACCACUUCAUUAACUUUGAAAAAAGAGAUAUGUCGUGUUAUUUCUCAUCAUGAUCUACAUGUUGAGAAAAUGAGAGGUCAGGGAUAUGAUGGUGCUAGUAAUAUGCGUGGUUCAUGGAAUGGACUUCAGGCUUUAUUUCUUAGAGAUUGCCCACAUGCCUAUUAUAUCCAUUGUUUUGCGCAUCGACUACAAUUGACAAUAUUUUCUACAGCUAAAGAUAUUGGUGUUGUUUGA